AAGAAAAUAGUCAUACUACAAAACACUAGUAAAGUUAUGUAAAGUUGGAAAGUAACUAGGGAUGUAAUAAUAACCGAAUAAGAAGGUGGAAAGAGACAAGAAGAUAGUGAAAGAAAAACAUUGAAUCAAAGCAAAAAGCUAUUUUCUCUCUCGAACCCCUAAAAGCUAUUCACGCAAGAAGACAUGGCUUCGCACACUUCCCCGAUUUUUAGUGACUAUGGUUUCGAUCCCCAAAUCGACUACUUCCAGGUCUUGGAAGAAGCGAGGAAGCACAAGAAAGAAACCUUGUCCAUGUCAUCCAUCGACAGUGUCCAUCAGUUCAAGCUCCAGAAACCUAUCUCCAAGGACGACCUGAUACGCACCGCUCUCCACAAGAAGGACAAGAAGAAGCACCGUUGGCUCUGGAAAAACGCUUUGCUCUUCUUUAACUGGCGGAAGUGGCGAAGACGCGGCGGCGGCGAGGGAGACGUUGAGUUCGACGUCCACGUGGCGAGGGCUAGGAGUUUUCGGGCUGCUUCUUCGAUGUCUGGUCCGGUUUACGUGACGGAGAGCUUGAGCGGUUCGAGCACGCCGUACCGGGCGAUAAGACCUCUUUCGUUGACGACGGUGACGCCAGUGGUUCCGUAUCUGAGUCUACGGGAGCUUAGCAUGGAGAGGCAGCAGAGGAUCAGUGCCUCUUCUAUGUCCGGUCCUCUUUACUUGGUCACGUGAUAUAGACGUCAAUUUGCAGAGAGUAUUAUCUUUUUAGGAAAAAAUGAUCACGGGGAUGGAAGAAAAAGAAAAUAUUUAAUUCGAUAUAUUUGGGGAUGUAUUGUGUGAGUUAUUUUGAUUUAUAAAAAAAACUCUAAAAUUUAGGAGAACGCCUAUAGGCCCCCUAUUAGUUUUUACUUUAA
This is a messenger RNA of Raphanus sativus (radish), 893 nucleotides long. RefSeq lists its product as uncharacterized. The transcript has 2 exons. The record is from RefSeq and is a predicted model, not a curated record. Bases 184 to 711 code for a protein of 175 amino acids. NCBI's taxonomy places the organism in Eukaryota, Viridiplantae, Streptophyta, Magnoliopsida, Brassicales, Brassicaceae.